AUGUCGGGCCACAGCGACAUGAGCUCGGUCAUCACCUUCGCUCGACAGCCCGCAUCCUCCCGGAAGCACAGCGUCGAGGUCAGGAUUAACGACCACUACCACUCCAAGGUCUACACGUCCGGCAACCCCAUCUCCGGCGAAGUGACCGUCACCCCUGGUCACGACAACCGAUUCGACUACGUUCAGAUCAUCCUAAUUGGCACAUCGAGAACCCGCCUGGACGCCUUACAGAUUCCCCAAGUCUCCUCCCACACUUUCCUCAAGCUGGAAAUGCCCAUCCCCGACUCCGCUUAUCCCGUGCCCCGCAUCUUCGAGGCCGGCUUGACUUACACCAUUCCCUUCAACUUCGUCAUUCCCCACCACUUGACCAUCAGCGCCUGCGCUCACAAGGCCCAGUCAGACUACAUCCACGACUACCACAUGCGCCUUCCGCCGACCAUGGGUGGCUGGGAGAGGGACGACAUGGCUCCUAACAUGGCCCAGGUCCAGUAUGCCGUCAAUGCUCGCGUUGUGCGACAGGACGAACUCGGCGGCAAGCCCAUGAAGCUCAUGGAGGACAUCCACCUCAUCAGGGUCCUUCCCCGCUCCCCCGAGGACCCCCCUUUGAACAUCACCAAGCAUGAUGGGGCCUACGCUCUCAGCAAGACCAAGACCGUUCGCAAAAACCUCUUUUCUUCGAAGCAGGGCCGCAUCACUGCCGCUACUGCUCAGCCGAGCGCUAUUCACCUGACUGCUGACGGCCGCUCGGCCUCCGAGGGUUCUAUCCUGGUGAACUUGAACUUCGAGCCUACCUCUGCCGACAUCCUGCCCCCCCAGGUGAACACGGUGUCUGCCAAGCUCCGGGCUCAGACAUGGUACGGCGCGACCCCGAUGACGAAACUGCCCAACAUGGGUGACAUCCAGGAGGCUUUUGCCAUGUCCCAGCAUCACGUCUACACCACCUCGACCCCCUUGCUCUCAACGUCGGUGGGUAAGGUAGCCUGGCGCCAACAGUUGACUUCGACCGCCCGUCGCGAUUCCGGAUACUCUAGCGAUGGCCUGCGCGAGAGCGGUCACUCCGACUCGGAUAAUCAAAACCACAGCCAGAGCCGUCGUCCGAGCCGGGACCUGAAAUCUCCCAUCUUCCACAUGGCCGCCCUUCAGAUCCCAUUCAAGCUGCCGACGUCACGAAAGACCUUUAUCCCAACCUUCUAUUCCUGUCUCAUCUCCCGUACCUACGCUCUGCAACUGACGCUGGUGGUUGGCGACUCCAAGAUCAACUUGAACGUUCCCUUGCAAAUCGCCCUCGAGCCUCCCGUCCAGCAGGAUCUUCUGGAUAUGGGCCCGCCUAGCUUCGAUGCUGUGAUGGCACAGCAGGAGGAGGCAGAGGCGGAUGCGUUUUUACAGCCCCGGCUGUUGCAGCAGCCGGCACCCGAGUUCCAAGGCAACGCUGUUUUGCCCAACUACGGCGAUUUGGCGACGAGAUGGUCAGCUGUCCCAACUGCAUGA
Messenger RNA from Colletotrichum graminicola M1.001, 1488 nucleotides. RefSeq names its product arrestin. The coding region runs from base 1 to 1488 and encodes 495 amino acids. Lineage: Eukaryota; Fungi; Ascomycota; Sordariomycetes; Glomerellales; Glomerellaceae. The record is from RefSeq and is a predicted model, not a curated record. The transcript has a single exon.